This is a messenger RNA of Columba livia (rock pigeon), 7827 nucleotides long. It is a transcript of the gene EXOC6B, whose product is annotated as exocyst complex component 6B. Lineage: Eukaryota; Metazoa; Chordata; Aves; Columbiformes; Columbidae. The coding region runs from base 135 to 2672 and encodes 845 amino acids. Gene Ontology annotation, biological process: Golgi to plasma membrane transport; exocytosis; intracellular protein transport. The record is from RefSeq and is a predicted model, not a curated record. Gene Ontology annotation, cellular component: exocyst; membrane. The transcript is spliced from 24 exons.
CCGCUCCCCCCGCACUACAUUUCCCGGCGUGCCGGGCAGGGCCGGGCCGCGCGGAGCGGGCGAGCCCGGGCGCUGGUGCUGCCCGGGGCGGGGAGAGCGGAGCCGGGCAGGGCAGGUGGGUCUGGCGCAGCCCCAUGGAGCGGGGGAAGAUGGCGGAGCUGGAGAGCCUGGAGACGGCGGCGGAGCAUGAGCGGAUCCUGCGGGAGAUCGAGAGCACCGACACGGCCUGUAUCGGCCCCACGCUCAGGUCUGUGUACGAUGGCGAAGAACACGGGCGCUUCAUGGAGAAACUGGAGGCGCGGAUCAGAAACCACGACCGCGAGAUCGAGAAAAUGUGCAACUUCCAUUACCAGGGGUUUGUGGACUCUAUCACCGAGCUGCUCAAAGUUCGAGGAGAAGCUCAGAAACUCAAGAAUCAAGUGACGGACACCAACCGAAAGCUGCAGAAUGAAGGAAAAGAACUGAUCAUAGCAAUGGAAGAGCUGAAGCAAUGCCGAUUACAACAGCGGAAUAUUUCGGCGACGGUCGAUAAGCUGACGCUGUGUCUUCCCGUCCUGGAGAUGUACAGCAAACUGCGGGAGCAAAUGAAAUCUAAAAGACACUACCCAGCGCUGAAGACCCUGGAGCACCUGGAGCACACGUACCUGCCCCAGGUGAGCCACUACCGCUUCUGCAAGAUCAUGGUGGACAACAUCCCAAAGCUGCGGGAGGAGAUCAAAGAAGUCUCCAUGUCAGACCUCAAGGAUUUCCUGGAGAGCAUCCGUAAGCACUCGGACAAGAUUGGAGAGACGGCGAUGAAACAGGAUUGCAGAUACAAUCAGUGGAAAAUAAUUGCCAAGAUAUUCUUCAGUCUUCUGCUCUCUCCAAAUAUCAAGGCACAGCAGCAAAGAAACCUGGACAAUAUUGUAUCCCAGCAUCCCAGGAUAAGCGGGGGAAAGAAGUCCAAGAAAGAAGUCUUCGCAAGCUCAGAUCUGGAGGUAAAAAACACUAGCCCCAUGUCUGAGCAGGAUUCGGGUAUCCUGGAUGUUGAAGAUGAGGAUGAGGAUGAAGAGGUGCCGGGGGCCCAGGACCUGGUGGAUUUCUCACCCGUGUACCGAUGCCUGCACAUAUACUCUGUCCUGGGUGCCCGAGAAACUUUCGAGAACUACUAUAGGAAGCAGAGAAGAAAACAAGCCAGAUUGGUCCUGCAACCACCUUCAAACAUGCAUGAAACUUUAGAUGGCUACAGGAAGUAUUUUAAUCAAAUUGUAGGGUUUUUUGUGGUUGAAGAUCACAUCUUGCAUACGACGCAGGGCUUGGUAAAUCGAGCCUAUAUCGAUGAGCUGUGGGAGAUGGCCUUAUCAAAAACCAUUGCAGCUUUAAGAACACAUUCGUCCUACUGCUCGGACCCGAGCCUGGUGUUAGACUUGAAGAACCUCAUCGUCCUCUUCGCAGAUACGCUCCAGGGAUACGGCUUCCCGGUGAACCAGCUCUUUGACAUGCUCCUGGAGAUCCAAGACCAGUACAGCGAAACCCUGCUCAAAAAAUGGUCGGGAGUCUUCAGAAAUAUACUUGAUUCGGAUAACUACAGUCCCAUCCCAGUCACGAAUGAAGAGGUUUAUAAGAAAAUAGUUGGACAGUUCCCAUUCCAGGAUGCAGAACUCGAGAAGCAGCCGUUUCCAAAGAAGUUCCCUUUUUCUGAGUUUGUGCCUAAAGUUUACAAUCAGAUUAAGGAAUUCAUCUACGCCUGUCUGAAGUUUUCGGAAGACCUUCAUCUGAGCUCCACCGAAGUCGAUGAUAUGAUCAGAAAAUCUACAAACCUGCUGCUGACCCGAACGCUGAGCAACUGUUUACAGAACGUCAUCAAGAGGAAAAACGUCGGGCUGACCGAGCUCGUACAGAUUAUUAUAAACACCACCCACUUGGAGAAAUCCUGCAAGUUCCUGGAGGAGUUCAUAACCAACAUCACUAAUGUGCUUCCAGAAACCGUCCACACUACCAAACUCUACGGGACCACCACCUUCAAGGACGCUCGCCAUGCUGCCGAGGAGGAGAUUUACACCAACCUGAACCAGAAGAUCGACCAGUUCUUGCAGCUGGCGGACUACGACUGGAUGGCCAUGGAACCAGGCAGCAAGGCCAGCGACUACCUGGUGGAUCUCAUUGGCUUUCUACGCAGCACGUUCGCCGUGUUCACCCACCUCCCGGGGGAUGUAGAUGUCCACUCUACCAUGUCGGGGAAGGUGGCGCAGACAGCCUGCAUGUCGGCAUGCAAGCACCUCUCCACCUCGCUGAUGCAGCUGCUGCUGGAGGCCGAAGUGCGGCAGCUGACGCUGGGCGCCCUGCAGCAGUUCAACCUGGACGUGGAGGAGUGCGAACAGUUUGCCAGAUCCGGCCCAGUGCCUGGGUUCCAAGGGGACACGCUGCAGUUGGCCUUCAUCGACUUGAGACAACUCUUAGAUCUGUUCAUCCAGUGGGACUGGUCGACGUAUUUGGCAGACUACGGGCAACCCACGUGCAAGUACCUUCGCGUGAACCCGACGACAGCCCUCGUCCUGCUGGAAAAGAUGAGAGACACGAGCAGGAAGAACAAUGUUUUCGCCCAGUUUCGGAAGAACGAGAGGGACAAGCAGAAGCUGAUAGACACCGUGGCCAAGCAGCUCCGCGGCCUCAUCAACAGCCACCACUCGUGAGGGACCAGGGGGCGCCUGCCCGGCCCCGCUCCGCAGCCUUCCACGUGCCUGGACUUGGGAUUCUUGUGCAAAGAGAAUAUAUAUAUAUAUAUAUAUGUAUUUUUUUAUUCACCUGUAUAGUAUUCAUGAAACCUACCCCUGACGGCAAAACGUUCCUUGUUAAACAAUCCCGGGGAAGGUGGAUGGCGCCGCUUGGGAAGGUGGUGUCGGGAGCCUCUUCUUAUAAACUCCUAUUUUCAGGGGUUUAUAAAGUGACGGUAAAUCCUGAAAUGUGAGAGAGAACUUCACACCCAGACUAUUUUCUUUUCUUUCUUUUCUUUUUUUUUAAGAAGUCAAAUGGAUAGAAUCGGUCUGACUUUCGUUGACUUAUUCAGUUGCAGAACACGUGAAAACAAAAAGGUAUAGAGAGGAAUCGUGGUUUCAGGUUCUUCUCACGGGCACAUGUUUAGAAAGUCACCCGUUAGCUUGUCUUGCCAACUUGCUUAUUAAAUCUAGGUAGGAAAAGAGGGAAACUGGUUUCCCAACGUUUCUCCUCUUUUUCCUGGAAGGGCUGAUUUCCACCUUUAGCUGGAGCCGCAACCCUUUCCCCCACGUCUCUAAUCAGCAUUGCCACCCUCCGAGCUCCAUCUCUAGGACCUGACGGUGUCCUUUGGAUCUGCACUGAACACAGAAUGGCUUUGAGAGCUGCCUCGUUAAUUAAAUGUGGAAACGGAGAGCAGGAAGGUGAUCUGACAGGAGUCCUGGUGCUGGGACGCUGGGACCACGUCCCGCAGGCUUGGGUAGCAGGAGAGGAGGGAUGCUCGGCGGGGACAGCGCAGACGUGGCUCUCCUGGUGUCCAGGGUUAUUUUCCGAUCUUUGCACCUCUUUUCCACGCUGAUGUCCCAUCUCCCCUCUCCUCCUGACACACCAGAAUGGGGUGAUGUCCCCCCGCUUCCCACGAGCGCCCCGUCUCUCACUGUGCAUGGAGCAGCCCUGCAAAACUCGCCCUGGGCAGGAUGGUGAGAAGGCACCUCCUGGAGGUCCCCGAGGUGGAGAUGGCCCAUGGAGCAGCAUCGCUCAGCAACGCCCAGCUUGGGAGUGCACAUGGAAAACGUUCUUCUCUCUGGCUCUGAAGUUGCCCAAACGUCAUCUGCUCAAAUCAAGACAGUAACGCUACCAACAGGACUUGAAUCCCAGGAUUCAGAUUACAGCAAGAGGGGACUUUCACCCUUCUCAUUACCUGGUUGACUCUGUAAUUAGAGUGAAAGCUUAUCCAGCUGGUUCCUCCACCUCCUGAAAUCCGGUGUUAAAGGGAAUUCAAAUCUUCCUGGUGUGUGUUACGGCCCUGAUGGUGCUGGUUCAGCAGGGGCACGAGCUGUGCCCAUUUCCUACCCUCAUUUGGAGGUGGUGGGUGCUCAGCCCUCAAACCACUUCUGGAAACAGUGGGAAGUUCCUUCUCCUUCUUCUCCUUCUCCUUCUCCUUCUCCUUCUCCUUCUCCUUCUCCUUCUCCUUCUCCUUCUCCUUCUCCUUCUCCUUCUCCUUCUCCUUCUCCUUCUCCUUCUCCUUCUCCUUCUCCUUCUCCUUCUCCUCCUCCUUUAUUCCUUCUCCUCCUCCUUUAUUCCUUCUCCUUCGUUCCUUCUCCUUCACAUCCCUUGGCACAGACUCCUAGAGCUACGAAGGGGCAGGACUGCUUAAAUGUCACCACGUGGGGUUUGCAGAAGGGCAGCAACACUUUCUUGAUGCACUCAGUCCCUUCCCUCUCUCCCCAUGUGCACUUUUUGCUCGGCGUUUCUCGCAUGAGGAGCUCUUCUGACAUGGAAGCACAAAGGGGAUGGUGCUUUAUCUUCCCUCCUUGCUCCUUGUCAAUACUUUUUGUUUGCUUUUUGAUAAGGGUAUGUGUUAAUUAACCCUGAUAGUAAAUAGGCACGUUGUCAGCAGUGACCUUGUGGGGCUGUCAUCCUGUCCCAGCAGCCUCCAGCCACAGGGACCAGUGAAUUAUUUUGAUUAAUAAGAGGGAAGAACCAAACCUGGCCUUAUGGUUCCUUGCUUUUGGGCAGGGAUCAGAGGUGACGUUUUUCUUAAUUCCAAGUAUAUGUGAGAAGGAUGGAGGGAAAAAGAAGCAGCUGAAUGAAAGUUGGUGUUAGCAUGGCCAGAAAGAGAUCAUCUCCACAGAUACAUCUACAUACGAGCCAGCAAAGGCUUUCAGAAGGACGGGUGAAAAUGAACGUGGUCUGUUCCCUGCUAGCGACCUCCCUCCUCCUCUCUAGAACACUGGACCUGAGCAUGAACCAGCCUGGCCUUGGUCUUGGCAUCCCAAAUCCUGCACGACCAAGAAGGAAGAAUUGCCUGGCUUGCUGGACUCCAAAUUUCUGGGGAAGGAAGCAAAGUGGUCCUUAUGGUCCUGGCAGCGAUGGGAGAGCCCUCAGCCCUCCAGCCAGGACACGUCCCACAAGUUACAGGACCACAGGACACAUUUCUCCUCCCCAUCCCUCGGCAGUGUCACCACGGGACAAACGUGGGGACAAGGGUGUGAAGCGGGGGGCAAAAGCAGGUGGGACCCGCUGGUUCAAGCAUCAAACCUGAGCUCCUGCUGGAGGCUGGAGAUGGAAACAAAAACCCCAGUGGUGACAGUAGCAGGGGAAGCUUCACUCCACAGGGCACUUGGGUUGAGGGCCAUUAAAUAGUGACAAGCACUUUAAAAUCCUUUGGAAUCAAGCUGCUACAGAUGCUGGCAACGGCAUCACCGAGCGUGACACAUAAGGCACCCCAGCAUUUCCAGUUUUUAUUAGUGGGAGGAUAGACUGUCAAACACAAUUUUCAGUGGCUUUUGUCAGCCGUUUGCUUUGCUGCUGGCGAGGCAGAGCUUUGCAGCCCAGGAUAUUUAUCUCUCUCCCAUGAUAAGUGUGGGAUGAAGAGAGAAGGAGCAAACACCGCCGGGCAGCGUCACCUCUGCACCCCGAAACACUGGGAAAGGCCUUUGUGCUGCUCUAAAAAGCAUCCAGCUCCUGCCACAGCCUUGAAACUCCGUUUCUUUUUCCCCAAGGUGUAACCCCUCCAUUGCACUCUAUAAAAACCCCAAAGCACGUGGGGCUUGAGGCCAGACCUUAUUUCAGAUGCUCCAGCCGCCUCCCGGCCAUCCCCAUCCCACAUCUGGGCUUUCCCACCCAUCUGCACCGAGGUUUAAUUAUAAAAAGGGAGCGACACGGCAUUGCCGUCCCUGCCUAGGAUGCAUUUCCUCACUCUUUUAAGCUCUGCUCGCAGAGGCCGGGAUUGGGAUCCUGCAAACCGGCUCCUGGCGCUCAGGACCCACUGCUGGGAAAGUCAAACGCGGCCAAGGGAAGAGAUUCGGCGAGUUUCUGAUUUCGGGAGGUCAAGCGCCCAACCGCAAGUCACAGAACGGGAUGAAAAAUGGCAUUUUGGUGCUCUGGUCCUAAUUAACUUUUUGUUCUGAGAGAUGCAGUUCCAUCCCUUCAAAACAGAAUUAAUCUUUUAAACAGAUUGCUUAAAAAGCCCUGGAAGACAUUUAAAAUCCCCUCUAAAUCUCUUACUAAUGAUCGGUAUCCUCCGAUACGGAUGGUAUUGCUUACGAGGGAGAGGUUGUUGCUAUGAAUUUAUAAGUGGGGGGUGGGAAACAGGGGCAGAACCUGCUGCUGUAAUCAAAGAUUCGCAACCCCCAGAACAAAUAAUGCUGCUCUUAACACCUCCGUGUACAUACAUUGAACCUUCCUUAGGUUUCUUUUUAAGCAGUGGCUGUAGGAAAGACUGGGUUAUGUCCCCCUCAUCCCCCACCCAGCAAACAGCUCAGCAUCAGUGGGGAAAGUGCAAGGCAGCCCAGGGAUCGGGAAUUAUUGUAUAUAAGGUUAGAAACUGCACCUAUACAUUAGGGGUUGGCCUCUGUUAGACUCCAGCGUGUGCAAGAGGGAAGAGGAAAUUUUUCUGGGUGUUUUCUUGUUGUUUCUAGGGCUGGAGUUCAAGUCAGAUGCUCUUGGCUAUUUGCACUUUGUUCUACGUCCAGCCGCAGCUCCGGCGACGGGAGCGGGACAAGCCGGACGGUGCUUUGUCCGAGGGGCUGGUUUGGUUUCGUUUUCUUGAAAACCAUCCACUUUUGUGCCACUAUUAAAACAGGCAUUUGGGCAGAACGUGCGGAUGUUUGCAAACGGUUUGCAAGGUGCUGGGAGGCAGCGCGGAAAGCAGGGGGGUGAGAUGGAGCUGCUGGCGGCACAUCCCGCGCCCAAGCUGUUUUAUGGGCAAAAUCCUUUACCCCCCAAGGUGGGAUGGGGCAGCUGAGGAGAUUUGUGGCCCUCCAGCAUCCCCUCAAACCAGGAUUCACACCCAACGCAAGGAAAUCUUGGCCCGUGGUUGGUUCCUACCUCUCCGCCAUGCCGCUAUUUGGCUUUUCCCUUUAAUGCCGCUUUGGGUUCGGUGCUUUUCUUUUGAAGCAUCAAGUGGUUUGGAGCAUCAAACCACCAGCUGGGGCCAUGUCCUACCCCCAGGUGCUGGGGGGUUUUCUGGGGGUGUGCACCCGAUUUUCUUAGUGCCAUGAACACCCCUCUGUGUUUUCCCCCCCAGCAGCAAAACUCGUGUGGUUAUCACUCUGCUGGGGAGCUCAAAGGGAACACAAAUAAAUCCCAUCCCAAAUGACUUCAAGAUGGGCCCAUCCCAACUGGGAAAACUGCGCUUUUUAAGCUAAGCGACCCAAAUACACCCCGCUCUGGGUGGGAUUCACCCCAAAAAACAGCGGAUGGAGAAGGGGGAGGCUCAGGUUGUGACCUGGGGACCGGUUGAUGUCCCUCAUCCCUCUGAUGUUGUUUUGACAUGAGAACACCCCCAUCCCCAUCCCCAGUGUCGCUGGCUGUUUCUGUUGCCUUUCUUCAAUUCUUUUAGGGGGGAAGGACAUAAUUUUGUAAACUAAUGUGGUGAAAACAGCUUUUUUUGCACAAGUCAUUGCACAAUAAGGGGAAAAUUUAGUAAAUUAGGUUUAACUUUAAAGGGAACAUUUUUUUUUUAAUUGUUAAAACUCACUAGCAGAGCUACUGAUUAAAAGAGAUGGACUGAUUAAAAACGGACUGCAUGGUUUACAGGUGACAUUGCAUUAGAAAUGAGCAUGUUGAUUUUGACUGUACAUUUAUCCUGUUGUAACUCCUAUUAAACAAUACAGCGUAUAACGGUUUCAA